This is a messenger RNA of Daphnia carinata, 1845 nucleotides long. Its product is annotated as glycerate kinase-like. Lineage: Eukaryota; Metazoa; Arthropoda; Branchiopoda; Diplostraca; Daphniidae. The coding region runs from base 1 to 1485 and encodes 494 amino acids. The record is from RefSeq and is a predicted model, not a curated record. Gene Ontology annotation, molecular function: glycerate kinase activity. The transcript is spliced from 4 exons. Gene Ontology annotation, biological process: protein phosphorylation. Gene Ontology annotation, cellular component: cytoplasm.
AUGUUUAUCAGCCGUGAGACGAUGAGUGUCAUGAAUGAGAUGAGACUCAUCUAUAAAGCAGCUGUCGAUGCUGUGAGGCCUGGCUUCCUUGUAAACCAAGCAAUCAAGUAUUUAGACAAUUUAGUUCACAUUCAAGGAGAACUAGAGCUUGCAAUUGACAGGAAUUGCCAUGUUAUAGGAUUUGGAAAGGCUGUUUUGGCAAUGGCUCUGCAAAUAGACAAGAUUAUUGGUCAGCAUACCACAAAAGGAGUCAUAUCCAUACCUCACGGAGUGAUGGCACAGUAUAGCUUGUCUGAUCAGUUCUUGAAACGGUACACAAUCUAUGAAGGUGCUGAAAACAACAUUCCUGAUGAAGAUUCUUCAAAAGCUACUAAGGAAAUAGAAAACAUGGUUGCAAACUUGAAGAAUAAUGAUUUGUUGUUUGUAUUGGUAUCAGGAGGAGGUUCUGCAUUGUUGGUAUCCCCAGCUGAGGGCCUCUCUUUAGACGAGAAACAAAAAACGAUCCAGCUACUGUCCAAAUCAGGCGCUCAUAUUCAAGAACUUAAUUCGGUGAGAAAGAAACUGUCCCGAAUCAAAGGUGGCAAGCUAGCGCAGCUUUCGUACCCUGCUACGACGGUUGCCUUAAUUCUGUCCGAUGUUAUUGGUGAUCCACUUGAUGUCAUCGCCAGUGGGCCCACGGUGAAAAACAAGGAUCCUACGAAUAUAGGCCUCGAUAUUAUACAAAAAUAUCAGCUUGGCAAUCAGCUACCCGCCCGAAUCGUAGAAUGCCUUUCGUCCCCGACUGCAAGCAAUCUGGACGAGGCAGCAUUUUCCCAUGUACAUAAUUUUCUAAUUGGAAGCAACCUAAGUGCACUACAAGCAGCCGAAGCUUACGCUAAGCAGACUGGUUUCGCCACAGCUAUUUUAAGCGAUCGCAUUAAUGGAGAAGCUAAGGAAAUUGGCCUGCAGUUUGCUCGAUUAGCUCGCCUUUUCUCCCAGAUGAUGACCAUCUCAAAUGAUCAGCACGAACAAAUGGAAGAAUUGUCCGUAGCUGCCGAAAAUUUACACAUAAACCCGCGUUAUUGUUGCACAUUGGAGCGGCUUGUACGCAGGUGCCGCAACGCACGACAGAACUUGUGUUUGAUUGGAGGAGGAGAGACCACGGUGUCAGUUCGCGGCGGAGGCCUUGGAGGUCGUAAUCAAGAAAUGGUCCUGAGUUAUUUGGUAGAGAAUGCUGUUGAGGCAUGCUCAGACGAUUUGGAUAUUGUAUUCCUUAGCGCUGGAACAGAUGGAAUUGACGGACCAACUACGGCAGCUGGGGCUUUUGCCUGCCAGGGCCAAUUUGCUCAAGCUCAGGCACAAGGGCUUGACCCUCUUACGUACCUGGAUAACAACGAUUCUUACAAUUUCUUCCAUCUACUUCAACAAGGUAAAUACCAUUUGAUUACUGGCCCAAGUGGUACCAACGUUAUGGACAUUCACAUUCUCUGCUUUUAUUGGAAAUAAUGCAAUGUAUAUCGUUCAGUAACAAGUCAGCCAACAAUCGUUUUCAACAGAGAGCCAAACUCAGUGUAGAACUGGCGUUUGCACGUAAAUUUGAUAAACCUGUCCUAGUAGGCUGUAGAAUAAUUCUUAAGUAAGAAUUUUAAGGAAAGUGGUUUCACAAAACAACUUUCAUUGAAAGUCUGUUAUCAAUUUAUGUGGUGAAGCUUUCUUGCCAAAUAACACAACUGUCACAUUUUCCCUCCAGUCCCAGCUGGCCUAAUUUAAAAGCUUUACAUGCGGCCUUGUGUUGCUGAGUAUUUCCUAGUUUUUUAACUGCUCUGGUCGAUUACGUUAAAGUUACUAAAGUUAAAUUUUGUUUUA